AUGAUUAUUUACAAGGAUAUCAUCUCCGGUGACGAGGUCCUCUCCGACACCUUCAACAUCAAGACCGUCGACAACGUCUUCUACGAGUGCGACUGCCGCAAGUACCUCAAGAAGACCAACGAGGACUUCGAGCUCGAGGGUGCCAACCCCUCCGCCGAGGGUGGUGAUGAGGAGGGUGGUGAGGGCGAGCAGGUCAUGGUCCACGACAUUGAGGACCAGUUCCGUCUCGUCUGGCUCAAGACCGAGGAGGGCAUGAAGCCCUCCAAGGAUGCCUUCAAGGGUCACCUCAAGACCUACAUGAAGAAGGUCCUCCAGAAGCUCCAGGAGAAGGGCGCCGAUGAGGCCACCAUCAACGAGUUCAAGUCCAACGCCCCCGCCGCCGUCAAGAAGAUCCUUGGCAACUACGACAACUACGAUGUCCUCAUGGGCCAGUCCAUGGAUGGUGAUGCUAUGCACAUCCUGAUUGACUUCCGCGAGGACGGUGUCACCCCCUACGCCACCCUCUGGAAGCACGGUCUUGAGGAGAUGAAGGUCUAA
Messenger RNA from Aspergillus terreus NIH2624, 537 nucleotides. RefSeq names its product translationally-controlled tumor protein. The transcript has 4 exons. Gene Ontology annotation, molecular function: calcium ion binding. The record is from RefSeq and is a predicted model, not a curated record. Gene Ontology annotation, cellular component: cytoplasm. NCBI's taxonomy places the organism in Eukaryota, Fungi, Ascomycota, Eurotiomycetes, Eurotiales, Aspergillaceae. Bases 1 to 537 code for a protein of 178 amino acids.